CCUUUGAAUGCGUCUAUUCGCUUCAAUAUCAGGCAACAAAUCUGCAAUCAAAGAUGCGUGUGUUCGCUUGUCUUAUAUUUGUCGCUCUGGCAUACGGCACUGAAGGAGCUCCAUCUCCUUCUACUAUAAGUGAGGAUACUUCUAUUGACAUCAAGGAUGUAGCUCCUAUCGGCAAAUUUGGGUAUCAAGUGUCACUUAGAGUAAAUGACACACACGUAUGCAGUGGAUCUAUUCUUGAUAAUUAUAAUGUGUUAACUUCAGCAAAAUGUGUUGUUGAAUUGAAGUGUUCAUUAGAUGAAAUAAAGGUCCAUGCCGGCACUAACUCUGUAAACGAUACACGAUAUCAUUAUGACGUAGAGAGUAUUAACGUUCAUCAAAAUUACGACGAAUUAUUAUGCUUUAAUGACAUCGCUUUGAUUCAUCUUAAUGAUCCUAUCAGACCCAACGUAUUAGUGUAUCCAAUAAGUCUUCCAAAAUAUAAUAAAAAUUUCGAAGGCAAACCGUGCACGUUAUCCGGAUGGACAAAUACAACAAAUGGAGACUUGCAACAAACUGAGUUGGUAAUUGCUAAGCAAAAAGAAUGCGCAAAAAGUCACUGGGAACUAACAAAUAGCCAUAUCUGCACUACAGCUCAAAAUAGAACAAAUGAAUAUAAGAAUGAUCUUGGUGCACCUUUGGUCGCUAAUGAAGUUCAAAUUGGAAUCGCUUCCGUCGCCUGUUCUGGAGACCCAGAUGUUUACACAAGAGUGGACAGUUUCCUGUCUUGGAUAAAUGCAAAUUUGAAGAAAUAAGAGAUAUUUAAUUUGUUUAUUAAAUACUAUUUAAUGUUACAAAAUUUAUAAUUUAAAAUAACACUAAUAAUACAGUAAACAGAUUAUUUCU
Messenger RNA from Trachymyrmex septentrionalis, 882 nucleotides. Its product is annotated as chymotrypsin-1-like. Gene Ontology annotation, biological process: proteolysis. The record is from RefSeq and is a predicted model, not a curated record. Gene Ontology annotation, molecular function: serine-type endopeptidase activity. The transcript has 6 exons. The coding region runs from base 54 to 791 and encodes 245 amino acids. NCBI's taxonomy places the organism in Eukaryota, Metazoa, Arthropoda, Insecta, Hymenoptera, Formicidae.